GUGGGCGCGCGGGCGGCCGUUGGUCGUCAGUCCAAGCUCGCGGGCAGUCGCGAGGUGGAGAAUGAGGCCCCGCGCGAGCAAUGCUCGUGCCCCGUGAGAUGGAGCCCAAGGCGCAGCCGCCGCCCCAGCAGCAGUUGGUCAUCCGCAUCAAGGUCCCGGACGGCGGCGAUGUGGACUGGAGCAUCCCGUUAGGCUCGCCACUGCUCUUCAGAGAUGUGUUGGAUGUUAUUGGUCAGGUGUUGCCAGACACGACAACCACAGCGUUUGAAUAUGAAGAUGAAGAUGGUGAUCGAAUCACAGUACGCAGUGAUGAGGAAAUGAAAGCCAUGUUAUCAUAUUAUUAUACCACUGUAACAGAGCAGCAAGUCAAUGGAGAAAUGAUUGAACCACUGCAGAUAUAUCCACGAGCCUGCAAGCCACCUGGGAAACGGAACAUACAUGGCCUGAAGGUAAAUACACGGGCAGGGUCCUCUAAUAAUAGCUGCCCAGCAGUCACAGAAGGCCUGCCGAACAAUAGGUUGAAGAAAUCUUCUGCCGAACUUAAGAAAAUACUGGCAAAUGGACAGAUGAAUGAACAGGACAUUCAGUAUCGAGAUAUCCUCGGUCAUGGCAAUGGAGGGACAGUAUACAAAGCUUACCAUGUUCCAAGUGGAAAAAUAUUAGCAGUUAAGGUUAUUCCUUUAGACAUUACACUUGAAGUUCAAAAACAAAUUAUGUCAGAGCUAGAAAUUCUUUAUAAGUGUGAUUCGUCGUAUAUAAUAGGAUUUUAUGGAGCAUUUUUUGUGGAAAACAGGAUAUCAAUAUGUACAGAAUUCAUGGAUGGAGGUUCUUUGGAUGUAUAUAGAAGAAUCCCUGAGCAUGUGCUAGGGAGAAUCUCUGUUGCAGUUGUGAAAGGCCUUACCUACCUCUGGAGCCUAAAGAUUUUGCACAGAGGUGAUGGCUUAAACUUAUAUCUGACUCCAAGGUGCCAGCAGCUUUCUAACACCUUGCUCAAGUGGAAGGCCCCAUCAGAUUUUGAUUUCACAAGUUUAUAUGAUUCUGUUCUAAUUGAAGUUAUCUUGUCCUUUAGUUUCAUAUAAAAUGUGUGUACUAUCACAGUGUAAGAUGCAGUUGUGCUUUGGGAACUCUCAAUGCUGCUUUGCCUGGAACAAUUCACUCACUGUGAUAAUGAGAGGGAAGAACUGGUCAUUUAAAAUUAAUUCUCAGUAGCCACUGCAUAGUAAAGUUGACCUUGCUUGCAUUUUAUUAUGAGCAGAAACAAUGACUUUCCCCUCAACAGUAUCCUUCAGAAAAAUAAUCAUUUGCAAACAGUUAUGAUUAACUUGAAUAUCCUUUGUUUGUUUCUGUUGUUAGAUAUUUCUGUUGGAAUGUGGAGUGAUAGUUAAAUCAUCAAGGGAAUAAGCUUUGUGGGCGGCACGGUGGCACAGUGGUUAGCACUGCUGCCUCACA
Messenger RNA from Chiloscyllium plagiosum (whitespotted bambooshark), 1449 nucleotides. Lineage: Eukaryota; Metazoa; Chordata; Chondrichthyes; Orectolobiformes; Hemiscylliidae. The record is from RefSeq and is a predicted model, not a curated record.